Molecule: messenger RNA, 501 nt
Organism: Protopolystoma xenopodis
Lineage: Eukaryota; Metazoa; Platyhelminthes; Monogenea; Polystomatidea; Polystomatidae
Source: the annotation of a GenBank genome assembly
AUGAGCCGAUCUUUCCUCACCACGUCAUGUAUGUAUCGUAAUUACAUUUUGCCAAUUUUCCGUCAUCCGUACUCUCGUCUGCCAUCAGUGCUCCGACACCAGCUCACCUUCCUCUCACCUGUCACUUUGUUUCACACCCCGUCGGUCGGACAACAGUGCAAGGUUGCCUCUUGCAGUGGGUGUGAGAAGAUGGAGGAGGAGAAUGCAGGAUACUGCAAGAGUUGCCGUCAAGCUGGGUCUUCCGGCAGGUGGAACAUUAAAGUGGUGCCUCUAUCAAAAGUGACUGAGGCUCUUUCAGCCUCAUCUCGGCCAUGGGCAAGACAUACUCUUUGCUCUCUGGAUUACUCCGUCUCCGCGCCCCGUUACUGUAGCACAUCGACAUGGGCCUCUCAUACACACGCCCCGCUCGUCUACUCCACUUUGCGCAUCGCAACUUCACCUUCUGGUUCGAGAGCCUGGAAGCUCAUUCGGUCUCUCUGUCUGAGACACCAGCUGCCGUAG